Messenger RNA from Scylla paramamosain (green mud crab), 3717 nucleotides. RefSeq lists its product as uncharacterized. The transcript has 10 exons. The record is from RefSeq and is a predicted model, not a curated record. Lineage: Eukaryota; Metazoa; Arthropoda; Malacostraca; Decapoda; Portunidae. Bases 2204 to 3043 code for a protein of 279 amino acids.
UGAAAAACACUUGAAAACACCUUUGUGACUUAAUUAACACUUGAAAGUUUAAUUAUCACUUGAAAAAAACACUUCAAAUUUUUUAAUCAUUACCUGGAAAACCUUUCAAACUUAAUUAUCACUUAGAAAGGAAAAAAGAAACUUGGAAAAUUAAAUAAAACCACUUGAAAACACUAACAAUUAUAAAAAAAAAAGACCCAGAACUAAAAAAAAAUAAAUAACUACCUGGAAUUUAUCAGAAAAAAACUAAUUAUUUCACCUGGAACGACUUUUGCAACCACUUGAGCGCACCUGUCACCCACUUAGCACCACCACCACCACCACCACAAGCCACUGGAACCACCUAGUACCACCUGAAAUCCUGGAAUCUACACUUUCACCUGUACUGAAAUCUGGAAUAACCUGGAAUUGUGUAGCAGCAUUUAGAAGUGUCUGAGUUGAAACAUUUCUUCCAUACUCCAACUGUCACUAUCAAAAUACACUUAUAAACACUUAGAACACAUCAAAACACUCUCAAAACACACAAAACACCCCAAAACACACUCAAAUACCCUUAUAAACACUUAGAACACAUCAAAACACUCUCAAAACACACAAAACACCCCAAAAACACACUCAAAUACACUUAUAAACACUUAGAACACAUCAAAACACUCUCAAAACACACAAAACACCCCAAAACACACUCAAAACCACUCUAAACAUCCCAAAACACACUUAAACACAUAAAAAACAUACCAAAACACUUAAAUACACUUAAAACACACUUAAAACACACCAAAACACAUUCAAAACACACUUAAACACUCAAAAUACUCCCAAACACACUUAAAACACCUUCAAACACACCCAAACACACUCAAAACAUUCCCAAACACACUCAAACAUACCUAAACACACCCCAAAUUACCUGAAACACCUAAAAACAUCCCAAAUAUAUCUUCAUAAAACACUUGAACACACACAUGGCUACCCAUCACUAAAACUCAGCCACCCAUCUCUUAAACACAAGGAUAUCCCAUUUAAAACACCCAUUCCUACACCUCCAUUCCUGCCCAUUCCAGCUCCAGUCAGCUUUUCCCCUAUUCCUGUGCCUUCCAGUCAGUUCUGCCUUAUUCCAGCUCAAUUCCAGUCUCUUUUGCUGUAUUCCUGUUAAAUUCCAGUCAGUUUUGUUCCAUUUCCACCCAUUCCUGUUAGUUUUUCAUGUAUUCCCAAUCCAUUCCAGUCUUGCUUCCCUUUAUUUCCAGUCUGCUUAGCCCAAUUCCAGUCCCAUCUACCCCAAUUCCAGUACUCCCCAAUUUCUCCCCAUCUCAGCCCAUCACUGCUACACCCAACUUUAAAACACUGAUCCAAACACCCGUUUAACUGCCCUCCCCAACCCUCACACACCCCUCAACACACACACACACACACACACACACAAAGAUACCAAUAAACACACCUAAAAUAUUUAAAAACACACAAAAAACACUAGAUACACAUCUAAACACACCCAAGACAGCUUCAGGCACACUCAAAACACCCCAAAAUUUACCCAAAACACCGCAUAACAUACCCAGACACCCCCAGGACCCCCAAACACCCCACCAUGCCUCUCUCAAUCACCAGUCACCACCACCUCAGCCCCACCAUCAACAUGUACAGCAAGGAAGGCGCAGGGGACUCAGGCCCUGACAGACACCACACUGGGGACUACCUGGCACCCUUAGCUUCUGUAGAUCUGUCCCGUGUCAACACCCCUGGCGGAUCUCCCUCCCCAUGACCCGGCCAUCACCCCGCCCUUGAGGACCCCAAUUGGGAGCCCCCGGAGGACCAAGGGAUGUUGCUGAGGUCACACCUGAUUCCGGAAUCUUGACACCCCUUCAAGAUUCCGAGCCGUUUAACGAAGAGCCGCCUGACAGGUACUGCCUUGUGUUCCUGACCUUAGUUGUGCACGGAGUCUGAACACUGAUGCCUCGGAAUAUGUCAUCACUGCCAAGAACUUGCCAUUGGGAUCUUCCAGAACACAGUGUAUGGGACAGCUGCCCAUCUCCCAUUUAGCUACACGGUGGCGGUGGUGCUGGACUCGACACACUUCAGUCACAAGAUGAAUGCAGUCAGCUACAGCAUGACAUAGACAAGCUAUAGACAGUUGAGAGAGGAAGAAGUCAGUGGCACCCGCACCUCAGACAAGACAAAGCUAACAAUUGAUAAUGAAAGAGUGAUGGGUGAUGUUGGUGAGUUGGGCAAGGAGGUGGAGGAGGAGGAGGAGGAGGAGGAACUCUUGAGAGAGGAGAAAGAGAGAAAUUUCUCACGGGUGGAAGAGUUCAACAUCAAUACGUGGAAGUUCCGAGAAGUGAACCCAGCGAUAACGAGGAGCCUGGAGGAUGAACUGGAUCUGUCUAACUGGGAGCCUGUUGCUGAGACUCUUGGCCUCACCAACUCACAAAUAGAGCGGUGCCUGAGAAGCGAUGCCUUCACCCACGCAGUUUUCACCACGAUGGAGGAGUGCCCACACUUCCAGGACCUUACUGUUAAGAGGUUCCUGAAGACCCUACUUGAGCACAACCGCCGAGACAUUCUCUCCAAGCCGGAGAAGUUUGUGCGCCUGAAGCCAGGGAGUGAUGCUGCUAAGACCUUCACUGUCUAUCCAGAGGGAUCCGCAGGUGCUGGUGGUGGAAUCUUGCUUGGACAGUGUGCCUGUAACACACAGGCACAUUUCUCCAAAAGGUUGACGCUGUGCUGCCGGUACUGGUCGCCUCAGCUUCUGCGUCAGAUUCAGAACAGAGACUUCAGCAGAGAGAUUCAGAACAGAGACUUCAGCAGAGAGAGUGAGUGGGAGAAACGCUACAACUGCUUUGCCCACUCGAUGAUGCUAGACCAGCAUGUGCAGUACGGGAGCAAGAAUGGGUUCUGCCGUGCCGUUUGUCCUGCCAGAUUCCCGGAGGAGACCAGCAGCAGCAGCAGCAGCAGCAGCAGCAGCACACACAAGAGGUGUUUUCUGUAUGAUGAUGAUGAUGGAAAAAGCACAUCUCGAAAGGAUGUUAUAAGCAGGGCAACGUAAUGAACUUCAGUGAAUGGACGUGUGUGCGUGGCUGCAAUCACUAUGAAAUUAAGUUGAAAAUAAGAAAUAUAUUACUUUACAGAAAGGAAUGCUUAGAGUGAAUGAAAUUACUGUAAUGAAUGAAUGGAAAUAAAGUUGUGAGUCAUUAAAUGAUUAGGAAAAGAAGCUGUGAAUAGGUGCAUUAUUGUUAUUACUGAAAGGAAGAAUAUUUGUAGGAUAUGUCAUGUAUAUUAUCAAAGUGUUUUCAUUCUUACUUUCUUCUUUCUCUUUCAUCUUUUCUUAGUAUAUUUAAGUGAAUUUCUCUCUCUCUCUCUCUCUCUCUCUCUCUCUCUCUCUCUCUCUCUCUCUCUCUCUCUCUCCUCUCUCUCUCUCUCUCUCUCUCUCCAGCCAUCUCUUCUCUCUCCUUCCAUCUUUUUCUUAGUAUAUUUAAGUGAAUUUCUCAGAUCUCUCUCUCUCUCUCUCUCUCUCUCUCUCUCUCUCUCCUCUCUCUCUCUCUCUCUCUCUCUCUCUCUCUCUCUCUCUCUCUCUCUCUCUCUCUCUCUCUCUCUCUCUCUCUCUCUCUUUCUUUCUUUCUUUCUUUUUCUUUCUUUCUUUUUCUUUCUUUCUCUUUCUUCCUCUUUCUUCCUCUCUCUCUCUCUCUCUCUCUCUCUCUCUCUCUCUCUCUCUCUCUCUCU